Molecule: messenger RNA, 2085 nt
Organism: Hippocampus comes (tiger tail seahorse)
Lineage: Eukaryota; Metazoa; Chordata; Actinopteri; Syngnathiformes; Syngnathidae
Gene: chn2
Product: chimerin 2
Exons: 13
Coding region: 66-1463 (465 amino acids)
Biological process (GO): signal transduction; positive regulation of GTPase activity; regulation of small GTPase mediated signal transduction
Molecular function (GO): GTPase activator activity
Source: RefSeq, a predicted model, not a curated record
GGUUGGAUCUGCUGCUGCCAGGAGCGCACCUUGGAUGAGCGGCAGUAAAGAAGAGGAGGAACGGGAUGGCAGCCUCCAGUAAUUCUAGCCUCUCCGGUUCAUCCGUGUCAUCUGACCCUGAGGAUUACCAACCACCAAUAUGGAAGUCCUACUUGUACCAAUUACAGCAGGAGGCCCCAAGACCGAAAAGGAUCGUAUGUCCCAAAGAGAUGGAGACCAGGCCCAAAUAUUAUGGCAGAGAAUUUCACGGCAUGAUCUCUCGAGAAUAUGCAGAUGAACUUCUCAGGGCAGCUGAUGGUUCCUACUUGAUCAGGGAAAGCCAAAGACAGCCUGGAACACACACGUUGGCCUUAAGAUUUGGGCCGCAGACGCUCAACUACAGGCUGUUCUACGAUGGGAAGCACUUUGUCGCCGAGAAGAGGUUUGAGUCCGUGCACGACCUCGUCACGGACGCCCUCAUCACUCUCUACAUCGAGACCAAGGCGGCGGAGUAUAUUGCCAAAAUGACUGCAAACCCCAUCUAUGAGCACCUUGGCUACACCUCGCUGCUAAAGGACAAGAUGGUGCACAGGCUGAGCCGCAGAUGCACAGAAUCCCGCAGGGUCACCUUUGUCAGGGAUGACCAGAUCUCGUCCUCUCUGGUGCGGCACAGCGCCUUGAAAGACACCCCGGAGAAGCAGUGCUCCUAUGAGAAGAUCCACAACUUCAAGGUACACACCUUUCGAGGGCCACACUGGUGCGAGUACUGUGCCAACUUCAUGUGGGGCCUGAUUGCCCAAGGUGUCCGCUGCUCAGAUUGCGGGCUGAAUGUACACAAACAGUGCUCUAAACUGGUUCCCAGAGACUGCCAACCGGACCUGCGGCGGAUAAAGAAAGUGUUCAGCUGUGACCUCACCACGCUGGUCAAGGCCCACAACACCCCGAGGCCCAUGGUGGUAGAUCUCUGCAUUCGAGAGAUCGAACUCCGAGGUCUGAAAUCUGAAGGUCUUUACAGAGUGUCUGGCUUCUCGGAGCACAUCGAGGAUGUGAGACUCGCCUUUGACAGAGAUGGUGAAAAGGCUGACAUCAGUGCCAGUGCCUAUGCAGACAUCAACAUCAUUGCUGGUGCUCUGAAGCUCUACUUGAGGGACCUCCCCAUCCCCGUCAUUACCUUUGACCUGUACCCCAAAUUCAUUCAGGCCGCAAAAAUUCCAAAUGCUGAAUGCAGACUGGAGGCCGUCCACGAGGGUUUGCUGCAGCUUCCCCCCGCUCACUAUGAGACCUUACGCUACCUGAUGGCUCACCUCAAGAGGGUAACAACAUUCGAGAAGGACAACUUCAUGAAUUCGGAGAACUUGGGCAUCGUCUUCGGCCCAACGCUGAUGCAACCCCCGGAGCAGAAUGCCCUGACCACGCUGAACGACAUGAGACACCAGAAACUUGUGGUGCAACUCAUGAUAGAGCAUGAAGAUGUCUUGUUCUAGCUGCCACCAACACGGACGCAUAUUUAUUCAGUUUUACCAGGAAAUCCAAGCCACGUUGAGGAGAGUCAUUUCUGAUCACGAUGCUCUUGAGGAGCUUCCUUACAUGCAUGACAGUUUAGUUGUAGGCAUUGUCUUGUUUCUGUCUGUUACGGAGUGUCAAGACCGUCGUGUUUGAUUUCGCACAGGAUCCGAGAUGUUUACAAGCUGCUCAAUUUUAUUUGACGAGUGCGCCGCUUACCCUCCUGUGUACGCCGUGUGCAGUCUGUUUGACUUAACAAAUCAACUUUCCCACGCGUGCAAUUCCUGGAUCAUUUGUGGGAAAGUCAUCCAUCUUUUAGUGAAAAAAAAAAGGCAUCCUUUCAUGUUGGGUCAAGAGAAGAUCUCGCGGUGAUCAAUAUUUUAAAAAGAUGAGACAAUUGGUCAAUUCAUGAAGCACUUUUUUGCAACGUGUGUACAGAUUUGUUUUCUAAAGAUGUUUAUUUUUGUCUUUUUACUCUGAAUCAUGUUGUUUUGUCACAGUAAUAUAUAUAGAGAGAGAUACAGUUGGGAAUGAUGCAUGUUUUAGUUGGUGUCUGGAUACAAAAGAGUUGAGAAAAAUAAAAGCCGUAUUACAUUUACAUUA